This is a messenger RNA of Wyeomyia smithii (pitcher-plant mosquito), 1431 nucleotides long. RefSeq lists its product as uncharacterized. NCBI's taxonomy places the organism in Eukaryota, Metazoa, Arthropoda, Insecta, Diptera, Culicidae. The transcript is spliced from 2 exons. The record is from RefSeq and is a predicted model, not a curated record. The coding region runs from base 1 to 1431 and encodes 476 amino acids. Gene Ontology annotation, molecular function: nucleic acid binding.
AUGUCAGAGGAGAAAUUAAUUAGAGUUGGAGGACGACUAGCCAGUUCACCUAGUAACGAGGAAACUAAGCACCCCGUCGUGCUCCCAGCAAGGCAUCCAUUCACAAGGCUUCUUCUUGAGCAUUACCACCAUAAGUUACUACACGCAAGUCCGCAAUUACUGCUUGGUACGGUGAGAUUAAAAUACUGGCCAUUGGGUGGUCGCACCGUAGCACGACAGAUUGUACAUAAUCGUCAGCGAUGUUUCAGAGUUGAACCGAAAUCAAUCCAACAGUUGAUGGGGGAGUUGCCAGCAGCGCGAGUGACUGCCGCCCGUUCGUUUUCCAAAACUGGGGUGGACUAUUUCGGUCCUAUUUAUGUGCGUCCAGGACCUCGCCGCACAGCCGUGAAGGGUUACGUUGCGGUGUUUGUUUGUAUGUGUACAAAGGCAGUGCACUUGGAGCUUGUGACAGACCUUUCUACGGAGUGUUUUCUGAAGGCAUUGCGUAGAUUCAUCGCGAGGAGAGGUAGAUGCUCGGAAAUAUUCUCGGACAAUGGUACGAAUUCCGGUGGAAAUCGAAACCAGUUGAAAUUGUUGUUCGAACUGGUACGUAGUAAGGAACACCAAGAGUGCGUGAUGAAGGAAUGUGCAAACGAAGGAAUUUAUUGGCACUUCAACCCACCGAGUGCUCCCCAUUUCGGUGGCUUAUGGGAAGCGGCAGUUAAAUCAGCUAAAUACCAUUUAGUGCGGGUUCUCGGGGAUCACGCUGCAUCUAUCGAAGACAUGAGCACUCUUCUGGCGCAAGUUGAAGGCUGUCCUAAUUCAAGACCGUUGACACCCAUGUCUGAUAACCCCUACGAUUUUGAGCCGCUGACACCAGGUCAUUUUUUAAUUGGAACAUCUCUGCAACAAUUCCCAGAUCCUGAUUAUUCCACUAUUCCCAUGAAUCGACUCAGGCAUUGGCAAGUCAUGCAAAAGAAGCUGCAGGAAUUUUGGAAGAGUUGGUACUUGGAGUACUUAGCCCAACUGCAAGGAAGAACCAAGCGUUGGCGUCCUGCAGUUCCGAUUACCGAAGGGCAGUUAGUCGUUAUACGGGAGGAAAACCUACCACCAAUUAAAUGGAAGCUGGGUAGAGUUCAAGAGGUGCAUCCUGGAGACGAUGGAGUCAUCAGGAAAUUCAGCAAUUUCAGCGCGGGCGAGGAUGUUGGCUACUUCGAAUAUCACAACCGUAGUAAAUAUCACAAACCACAGCGAACCACCCCUGUCGGUAUUCAACAACAAUUGCUGCAUGGGACGUCAGGGCGGUGCGAUGACAAGCAACUGCAUAAGUGUCACCAGCAUCAGUGCAUCAUCAUCCCGGAGGUUGCUACGGACCGUUUUCGUGAUGUUCCACCUGAAAAGAGCGGAUUUCUUUGGCGCCGGUGGCGUCUAGAGCUGAACAAAACCAGUUAG